AUGGCGGAAUUAGAUAUUUUAUGGUGUGACUCAGACGAGGGCGAUCUCGGUGAAGAAGAGGAAGAAAAAUUUUCACAUAAUAAUGUUGAGGAGGAUAUGCAGGGGGACUUCGAUAACUCCAAUGAGGUUAUCCUACUGGCCAUGUUUGAUGAACAUGGACAGCAGUUGGAGUGUCCAAGUCUCCCUUUAGGACCCGCACCUUCCACUGAGCCAGCACAAGUAAUUCCGCCAUUACCAGUGUCACCAUCUUCUUCGCGAAAUGUUCGUCCAGAAGUGGUCGUUGUCGGGUUAGAUGAGGAGAACGGCAACGAGUACUUUUUGGCGGAGCAGCAUGAAGUAUGUCACGAGGAGGUGGUGGCGAGUUCGAGUGGUGGUGGUGUGCGAGGCGUGCGGCUCCCGGCGGCGGGCGGGCGCUGGGCACGAGGCGGCGGCGCCCACACCACCGCGGUUCAACAAUGUGUCACAGACGAUGAUGUGCCUGAGUAUUUGCGCAAUAGGAUUUUGAGAGUGGUGGCUGAUAGGGAAGCUCGAGAGCGGAGGGCCGAAAGGAGAAGGAUGGAAGUAGAUAAUGAUGAUGUGGCGGAUCACAUUGGACAUGCGGCCCUAUUCAAAGGAGAUGCGACUUCUCUUCACUUUGAUUGGCGCCCCAUGGACUCCUUUCAAGGUGAAAGAGAAACGUUUCUUCCGGAAGGAACAGGGCCAACCACGCCGUCCGGAAGUGCGUAUGAGGCAUUCCGCCAAUAUUGGGACGAGAGCAUCAUGUCUCAUAUAGCGACAGAAACAAACCGGUAUGCUGUAGAACUGGCUUGUAUCAAUGAUACUUUUGCACGAAAUUGGUACGAAACAAAUACACAUGGGUAA
This is a messenger RNA of Parnassius mnemosyne (clouded apollo), 861 nucleotides long. The record is from the annotation of a GenBank genome assembly. NCBI's taxonomy places the organism in Eukaryota, Metazoa, Arthropoda, Insecta, Lepidoptera, Papilionidae.